CGGCCGCCAUAUUGAUCCUUCUGCCGAAGUCGCCCGCUUUCGGAGCUGGAGCUGAGUAACGCUCUCUACGCCGACGAGCCUCCGGCGCUCUUUCUUCCCUGGUUGCGUCCAGGCGGGCUGGCCAACACCUCCCGGGGCGUCCUGUGUGUGGCUGGAAGGGCACUGUGUUGAGAAGUGAGAAGAAGCCAUUGGAUUGGCUAGUGGCCAUUUUCUGAUGACUUGCUGAUGUUCCAGGGAAUGGAGCCUUAAAUUGGGCAUAACAGCACACACCUUUCAUCCCAGCUCUCAGGGACACAAAGAUAAUGAUGCUUGCACUGAACUAAGGAAUUCUGAAGUAAAGACUCAUACUAUUAAUAAUGGCAGGAAAAUCGUCUCUCUUUAAAGUAAUUCUUCUUGGAGAUGGUGGAGUUGGCAAAAGCUCUCUUAUGAACAGAUAUGUAACCAAUAAAUUUGAUUCCCAGCUCUUCCACACAAUAGGUGUGGAAUUUUUGAAUAAAGAUUUGGAGGUGGAUGGACAUUUUGUUACCAUGCAGAUUUGGGACACCGCUGGUCAAGAGCGAUUCCGAAGCCUGAGGACGCCGUUUUACAGAGGUUCUGACUGUUGCCUACUUACUUAUAGUGUUGAUGAUUCUCAAAGUUUCCAGAAUCUGAACAACUGGAAGAAAGAAUUCAUAUAUUAUGCUGAUGUGAAAGAGCCUGAGAACUUUCCUUUUGUGAUUUUGGGCAACAAGAUCGACAUCAAUGAACGGCAAGUGUCUGUAGAAGAAGCCCAAGCCUGGUGCAGGGACAACGGCAACUAUCCGUACUUUGAAACAAGUGCAAAGGAUUCCACCAAUGUUGCAGCUGCCUUUGAGGAGGCCGUUCGAAGAGUUCUGGCUACAGAAGAUAAGUCAGAUCACCUGAUUCAGACAGACACAGUCAAUCUGCACCGAAAGCCCAAGCCAAACUCAUCUUGCUGUUGAUGGCAUUAAAAAGAUGGUCGGUGCACACACACACACACACACACACACACACACACACACACACACACACACACACACACACACACACACACGAAAGAGGAAGGUGGAAAUGAGAAUUAAUAUUUGCUGGAGGGUUGGUUCAUCUACUAAUAAAAUUCAACUAACGAAUGAAUAUUGCUGCCUCAUUAGUUGGUGGGAGAAGGGACACAUUCACUCUGGGGGAAAUUUAUUUACUCAGUAAUGGCACCUUACAUUUAUAAAUUGUAAUGGUUGUCUAAUGUUUAAUUUAAAAUGUUAGUGCUAAUAAGAUGUGACCAAGAAUUGAAUUGUAAUUCAAAAACUUUGACUGUUCUAGAAGUUACACUUUGGUUGUUUUUCCCCACAAGAAAAUGGAGAAUUACUUUUAUAUGUGUGUAUUUUUAUGUAAUUAGCAUUCUAUUCUUGGUCCAGGGAAGUGAAUUCCUAUAGCAAUACUAUUAAAGAUUAAAGUCUAAUGCA
This is a messenger RNA of Mesocricetus auratus (golden hamster), 1460 nucleotides long. RefSeq names its product RAB9A, member RAS oncogene family (gene Rab9a). The record is from RefSeq and is a predicted model, not a curated record. Gene Ontology annotation, molecular function: GTP binding; GTPase activity. The transcript has 5 exons. The coding region runs from base 357 to 962 and encodes 201 amino acids. Gene Ontology annotation, cellular component: lysosome; phagocytic vesicle; late endosome. Gene Ontology annotation, biological process: retrograde transport, endosome to Golgi; Rab protein signal transduction. NCBI's taxonomy places the organism in Eukaryota, Metazoa, Chordata, Mammalia, Rodentia, Cricetidae.